This is a messenger RNA of Scomber scombrus (Atlantic mackerel), 1134 nucleotides long. Its product is annotated as glutathione S-transferase kappa 1-like. Gene Ontology annotation, molecular function: glutathione transferase activity; glutathione peroxidase activity. Gene Ontology annotation, cellular component: peroxisome; mitochondrion. The record is from RefSeq and is a predicted model, not a curated record. NCBI's taxonomy places the organism in Eukaryota, Metazoa, Chordata, Actinopteri, Scombriformes, Scombridae. The transcript is spliced from 7 exons. The coding region runs from base 236 to 922 and encodes 228 amino acids. Gene Ontology annotation, biological process: glutathione metabolic process.
CUAAAUUGUGCAAAAUUAUAAAACUGUAAAGACGGUAGUAUCUCACUUUGCAACGAUACUUCUGUUAAAACCAACUAAAGUGAUUUAUAUUUGCUGUUUCAUAAAGUUUUGACUCAUGACAUUAAUGACUCCUGCGUUACGAUAGUUGAACUUUGGCACACUGAACUGAGAUCACCUGCAAAUAACACUGAAGGAGACACUUGGAGUUACUGACACCGAUAUAAAGAGCCUGACAAUGACAUCCAAGAAAGUAAUCGAGCUGUUCUACGAUGUGGUUUCUCCCUACUCCUGGCUUGGCUUUGAGAUCAUGUGCCGCUACAGAAACGUGUGGAACAUAGAGCUCAAACUGCGCCCUGCAUUUCUGGGUGGCGUCAUGCAAGGCUCGGGCAACAAGCCCCCGGGUGUGAUUCCAAACAAAUUCAAGUAUAUGAUGAAUGACCUGCACCGUUUGAGAGAGUACUUUGAUGUCCCCUUGCAGACUCCAUCUGACCCCUUUGAGGUCAUGUUCAAAAAAGGCUCCUUGUCUGCGAUGCGAUUUGUGGCAGCAGUGCAAGAGAGGGAGACGGGUGGAGACAAGAUGGUGGAGCAGGUGUCUCGGGAGUUGUGGAGGAGGAUCUGGAGUGAGGACAAAGACAUCACGGAACCUGCAUCACUGUCUGAGGCAGCGAAGAAAGCAGGAUUGUCUGACAACGAGAUUAAAGAAUUGCUGCAGUUAUACUCCUCAAAGGAGAUCAAAGACAAGCUGAAAAGCUCAACACAGGAGGCAAUUGAUCACGGGUCAUUUGGCUUCCCAAUGAUGGUGUGUCAUGUGGAUGGGAAGGCUGAGAUGUUUUUUGGAUCUGACAGAUUUGAGCUUAUGGCUCACUGCAUCGGGGAGAAGUGGUUGGGACCUCAGCCUGGAAAAUCAGCUGCCAAACUGUGAGAUGAAAGCUGCCUUCAAACUCUGUUGGGGUACUGACUAAUUCCUGAAUCUAUGGCUAAUUUUCAUUAUGUCUAUGAUCUGUGCUGUGCCUGUUAACUAAAUCCAAAUAUUAUAUUUCUAAUUUUUCCAGUAACAAAUAACACUGUAAAUAAUGUGACAUACAAGUAUACUGUGUAAUUAUGUGCCAAUUAAAAGGAACAUUGACAAUUCAA